GCUCAGAGCUCGCUCAGCGGGCUCGAAGGGGUUUGCGUCGCGUGCGGUUUUGGUGUUCGCGAUGGACGCCUUUGCAAGCCUAGAGCCCUCGGUGGUGGAGGCGCUGGAGACGUCUGCACCAUGGUUGUUGGAUCCAAAUGGCCCAAGCCCUACCAGUCAACGCAAUGUCGGAAGUCCAAAAACUCAAGGAAUACAGGCGGCCAGCCUUCAGCUUCCGACAGGCUCUCCUACACGGGCCAGCGCAGGAGUAGGAGUGAUGGAGCCAUCCAGAUGGAGCUUCCCUCGAGCCUUCCCAACAGAGCCGGUGAUUGCUGACAGUGCGAGGAGCAACCAGGCUUCGAUCGGAUAUGUGGACGCCAACAGCCCGUCAAGGCGGAUGGCGCCCCCCGCGCUUGCGAGCCCUGUGGGCUCGUUCUCGAGUGUCACAGCAGCAGUCCCGGGCUCGAUCAGGAGUGUUCAAGUGGUGCCGGGCCCCCCAAGAAGUUAUGUGGACACGAACAGCCCGACGAGGAGUAUUGCAUCGCCUGCGCCUCCGAUCAGUUACGCAGUGGACCCUACCAGCCCAUCAAGGAGUAUCGCAGCACCCGCCACGACCAGUCAUGUGCUCAGCAGCAGUCCGACGAGGAACGACGCAGCGGUCCCAGACGUGACCGCCGUGACCAGUUCGGCGUUCGCCAAAAGCCCGCCGAGGCGAGUCGCAGCAACGGUCCCAGACGUGACCGUCGUGACCAGUUCGGCGGUCGCCAAAAGCCCGCCGAGGAAAGUUGCAGCAGCGGUCCCAGACUUUACCGUCGUGACCAGGAAAGUCGCAGCAGCGGUCCCAGACGUGACCGUCGUGACCAGGCCAACUGCUGCCAGCUCUGAUGAGCCGACCAGGCCAGCUGCUGCCAGCGCUGAGCCGACGAGGCAAGCGGAAGCCACCAACCCUGCGCGGAGGUACUUUCACACAGCUCCAGGCCCGCAUCUUCCAUGGAGGCAAGAAAGCGGCCCACCCCGGAGGCCUGGUGAGAAAUCCGCGGCAAGGAAGAUGCAAGAAGCUUCGGAGCUGGCAAGGACACCCGAAAAGAUGGCGACCAGCAAGCCGUCCAGUCCUUCGAGGAGUCUGCACAGGGACCAGACGUCCCAGACAGACCUCAGAAAGGAGAACCAGAUGUCCCAGACGUAUUUGAAGCAAGAGAACCAGAUGUCCCAGACGGAUCUGCAGAAGAAGGAGGACCAAAUGUCCCAGACGACAAGAUCAACUCGUCCCGCUCCGAUGCAGGCGGACGGCCACGGAAAUCAUGACAGCCCCAGAAGGACUGCAGAUGCCAAGGGAAGGCCGGGCUCCCCCGCCUCACCGAAGUCGGCGCGCUCGGAUGACAAAAGCCCGGGCCGGCCAUUUCGCUGCAACGAAGGCGGCUCGCAUCCCGCGGGGCUACAGAGCCGGCUUUCGUGCUCCGCCAAAGACGUGGUGAACACGCGGUCACGCUUCGGCCUAGGGAACGGCAAGAAGGCGCCGAAGGUGAGUUGCUUCGAGGCCAUGUUCCAGCAGCGCGACCCCGUGCAGACGGUGGACGUGCUGUUGGUGGGAGGCGGCAUCAUGAGCGCCACUUUGGCUUUGCUCCUGAAGCAGCUGCAGCCAGCCUGGAAGAUCGUGAUUGUCGAGCGUUUGCCGGAGGUCGCUCAGGAGAGCUCGAACGCCUGGAACAACGCGGGCACGGGGCACGCUGCCUUGUGCGAGCCCAACUACACGCCAGAGGUGGGCAAUCGCGUGGAUAUCCACAAGGCGGUCACAGUCAACGAGAACUUCCAGCUCAGUCGGCAGUACUGGGCUUACCUCGCUGAGAGAGGCUUGGUGCCGGAACCCCGGAAGUUCAUCACCCACACGCCUCACAUGACCUUCGCGCGGGGAGAGGAGCAGAUCUCUUGGUUGCGAAAACGCUUUGACGUGCUGAAAGAACAUCCGCUCUUCGAGGGAAUGGAGUACUCAGAGGACCACGAGACUAUGCACGAGUGGGCUCCGCUGAUGAUGGAGGGCCGCGAUCCCUUAGACAGGUGCGCCUUCACUCGAGUCCCUUAUGGCACUGACGUAGACUUCGGGGAGCUUACGAAGGAGCUCACCAAGGCCUUCAUCUCCUUGGGCGGCGAUGUGCAGCUCCUCACCGAAGUGUGCGACUUCAAGAGGGACGAGAGCGGCCUUUACGAUGAAACCUGGGUGGUCACCACCAGGAAGGCCAAGGCGCUGGGUCGGCCUGUGAAGUAUAGGGCCAACUUCGUUUUUAUAGGAGCUGGGGGCUAUGCGCUGCCACUGCUUCAGAAGGCAGGCAUCCCACAGAUCAAAGGCUUCAUGGGUUUCCCGAUCAGCGGGGAGUUCCUGGUCUGCCAGAACCCCGAAGUUGUGGCAAAGCACCAGAGCAAGGUCUACGGCAAGGCAGCCAUCGGUGCGCCGCCCAUGUCAGUGCCGCACCUGGAUGCCCGGGUCAUCGGGGGCAAGCCUUUGCUGCUCUUUGGACCCUUCGCUGGCUUCAGCCCCAGGUUUCUCAAGAGCGGCUCGAUGAUGGACCUGUUCAGGUCCAUUAGGCUCAGCAACAUCCUGCCGGCCGCGGCGGCCGGGCUCAGGAACCUGGACCUGUCCCUCUACCUCCUUCGCCAGCUUCUGACGACCAAGUCGCAGAAGCUGGCUGAGCUGAGGGAGUUCAUGCCAGAGGCGGAGGAAGGUGACUGGUCUUUGGUCACCGCUGGGCAGCGGGUUCAGAUCAUGAAAGCGGAUCCUGAGAAGACAGGCGUGUUGCAGUUCGGCACCGAGGUGGUGGCCGCGGAGGACGGGUCCAUGGCCGGUUUGCUGGGCGCCUCCCCUGGCGCCUCCACAGCGGUGCAGGUGGCGCUGGAUGUUCUGGCCUGCUGCUUUCCCAAGCACAUCGAGAGGUGGUCCGCCCCGCUGCAGGAGAUGAUCCCCAGCUUCGGGGCGCGCCUCUCCGAGCGCCCGGACCUGGCGCGCACCUUGCGGGAGUCCACGGCGGAGGCCUUGCAGCUGUGAGCCUGGAGUGGAGGUCUCUUAGGCCUUCCGCUCGGUGACACAAAAUGUCGACUUCGGUUUUCCACUUCGGAGACAUCCCA
Molecule: messenger RNA, 3096 nt
Organism: Effrenium voratum
Lineage: Eukaryota; Dinophyceae; Suessiales; Symbiodiniaceae
Source: the annotation of a GenBank genome assembly